AAUUUAUACAGGAAUGAUCAAUUUCGAUGAGUAUAUUACAUCAACAGUGAUUGGAUGAAACCACCAGCACGUCGUCGUCCGUCGAAAUUCAGCAGGCAUUAGGGGCGAUUUUGCAGGGAUGGAUGUAGAGGACGUUACAAAAGAUGGUGCGAAAGAGUUAGUAGAAAAGGGUGUCAAAGAAGGUGAAAAGAAUUCGGUGAAGGAAAAAGUGGAAAAAGGCAAUAACAAGUUUAGGAAGACGAGUUUGAUAUCUGCAAAGAAAUUGGUGAAAAAGGGAGCCCAAGACGAUUCCCAUGGGUCAGGAAAGAAAUCUGGAAAGAAAGGAAUAGAAAAAUCCGAUUCUGUAGCGGAGGAUUCCGUCAAUGAGGGUGAAGAUAAGGAAAUGGAUGGAGACGUUGAAAAAGACGAAGGUGAAUCGCAGGAAGGUAUCGAAAGUGGGGCUUUGGCCAAGGAAGAUCUCAAAGAAGGUAUCGAAAGUGGGGCUUUGGCCAAGGAAGAUCUGAAAGAAGGGGAUAAAAAGCUUAAAAAGAAGAGCAUCAUGGGUAGCGCGAAGAAGUUAAUGAAGAAAGAUUCCCAAGACGAUUCCCAUGGGUCAGGAAAGAAAUCUGGAAAGAAAGGAAUAGAAAAAUCCGAUUCUGUACCGGAGGAUUCCGUCAAUGAGGGUGAAGAUAAGGAAAUGGAUGGAGACGUUGAAAAAGAUGAAAGGGAAUCGAAGGAGAGUAUGGAAGAAUUGACUUUGGGAAAAGAAGAUGUCGAGGGAGGGGAUAAAAAGCUUAGAAAGAAAAGCAUCAUCGAUGGGGCGAAGAAGUUAGUGAAGAAAGGUGUCAAAGAAGUUGAAAGGGUAGCGAAGGAAACUGUCCACGAAUAUGAAGAGAAGCUGGUGGAAGCUGGUCUCCUAGAUGAGAAGUUUGAUAAAGAUGAUGCCGAAGAUGAAAAGGAGUUAGGGAAGGAUGAUGACGAAGAGGGCGAAGAUGGAGGGAAGAAGUCUAGAAGGAAAAGUGUCAUGGAAUCUGCAAAGAGGCUAAUGAUGAAAGGGGUCCAUGAAGGUGCCCAUAAAUCAGGAAAGAAAGGAGUGGAAGAAGUUGAAUGUUUAGCUGAGGAUUCCAUCCAUGGAGGUGAAGAGAAAGAUGUAGAUGCUGAAGAAGAAAGUGAAUCGAUGGAAUGUAUGGAAGAUGGGACAUUGGAGAAAGAAGAUGUGGAGGUAGGAGAAAAGAAGCGCAGAAAGAAAAGCAUCGUCGAUGGUGCGAAGAAUUUAGUGAAGAAAGGUGUUAGAGAAGUUGAAAGGGUAGCGAAGGAAACCGUCCACGAAUGUGAAGAGAAGCUGGUGGAAAUUGGUCUCGUAGGUGAGAAGUCUGAUGAAGAUGAUGCCGAAGAUGAAAAUGAGUUAGGGAAGGAUGGUGACGAAGUGGGUGAGAAGAAGUUUUCAAAGAAAGGGGUCCUAGAAGGUGCAAAGAAGUUAGCUAUGAAAGGUGUGAAAGAAGGUGCAAAGAUAGCAGCACAGGAAGGAGCUGGAGCACUUGCCGGUGCUAUUCCUAUGGUUUCGUUGAUGACCGGAGCAUAUUCAGCAAGGAAAAGAAUCAUGGAGAACCCAGAUGAUCCCAAGGCUUGGGUCAAAGCUGGACUUAAUGUUGUUGCUGGUGCAGCUGGAUGUAUUCCUGUAUUCGGAACGGCUGCAUACUUUGCAAUAGAUGGCGUCCUGUUGGCACACGAUGCCAUAACUGCCUCGAAGGCAGAAAAAAAUAAAAGGAAAUCAAAGGACAAUGAUGAAGAGAAAGAGGCACAAAAGGGCUGGAAGAAAUUUUCUCUGCAUUCAUUCUUAUCACAUGUAUCGAAGAAACCGGAGAUGCCUAUAGAGAACCCAGACAAAUUCAUGGUGCCUCUUAAUAUGUCAAUUUAUUUAUUCGCUCCUCCGGGAGAAUCACUUUCUCUCGAUGAGAUUGCAAGAGCCAUGGAAGAAAUGCUGAAGGGGAAUUUUCACUAUACCAUGAAUGAAACCCUUGAUCAUUUUUACCCACCUGAAAGUUAUUGCCCCGACCUGAUGCUCCUUCAGCUGACCCACGAGAAUGAUGGAAUUGAAGUCAUCCCCAACACGUACUGGGAUUUCUUUCAAUGAUUAGAAGCCGUCCUCCUUUAUGGCUAUCUUCAUUCUUCUUCAGUGACAUUCUCGAUUUCCGUCAUCAUGCGUUCACUUUCUGACAACACCCUGGGAAACGUCAUCUCCCUUCUCCAUGAGGGCUAUAGCCUCACGGAGAUUGCCAAGCGAUGCAACGUUGACAGAUCGGGUGUCCCUCAACGGGUGGCGAGUAUGUCGAUGGACAUACUCAUCACCAAGUUGGUGUCACUUCUCCAACCUCUCCAGCCUUUCUGCUGCAUGAUCGCUUUGUGGUAUGUCCCGCAAAAUCGGAUUGAAGAUCAGAUGCACGACUACAAGUUUAUGCAAAACGGCGCCCCUGCACAUCGGUCGCAUGCAACCAUCGACUACCUGAGGGCCAACUGCGCAGACUUCAUCGCGCCAGACGCAUGGCCACACAACAGCCCCGACUUGAACCAACCCUGCAGAUUACUUUGGAGCAGCCGGCAGGAGAUGGUUUAUUGGGACACAAUCAUCAGAGACGUCUAUCACCUGAAGGAGUGGAUAGCAACAUGA
Darwinula stevensoni is the source of this 2647-nucleotide messenger RNA. Lineage: Eukaryota; Metazoa; Arthropoda; Ostracoda; Podocopida; Darwinulidae. The record is from the annotation of a GenBank genome assembly.